This is a messenger RNA of Aspergillus eucalypticola CBS 122712, 2250 nucleotides long. RefSeq lists its product as uncharacterized. The record is from RefSeq and is a predicted model, not a curated record. Lineage: Eukaryota; Fungi; Ascomycota; Eurotiomycetes; Eurotiales; Aspergillaceae. Gene Ontology annotation, molecular function: GTPase activity; microtubule binding; GTP binding. Gene Ontology annotation, cellular component: membrane; microtubule; cytoplasm. The transcript has 3 exons. The coding region runs from base 1 to 2250 and encodes 749 amino acids.
AUGGCUAUCGAAGAAGGUGAAAGCGGUCCUAAGCAUCUCAAUAGCUCUGAGUUGCUCAAGAAGAUUGACAAGCUGAGAGAGAAAAACAUUGGAAAGCAUGUUCCUCUUCCUCAGUUGGUUGUUGUUGGAGACCAGAGUUCUGGAAAGUCCUCUCUUCUGGCAAGCCUGACCAAGAUUCCAUUUCCUCGUGAUUUGGAACUUUGUACCCGUUAUGCCACGCAGAUAACCUCCCGGCGUGAGGAGGAUUCCUCUGUUGAAAUUAUUAUUAUCCCUGCCCUGGACGCAUCCAGGGAGCACAGGGCAAAGGUACAGGGCUUUAAGAGGACCCUCAGAGGCACCGAAGACUUUCGCUCGGAAUUUCCAGCAAUCCUGAAAGAGGUCGACGAGUGUAUGGGCAUACGUACUGACCUUUCGUCUAAGGAAGGAUCGGUCUUCAGCAAAGACGUGCUCCGGAUCGAGCUGUGCGGGCCCGAAGAGGACUACCUGACUGUCAUAGAUGUGCCGGGAAUCUUCAGAGACCCGACGGCGGGCAUUACGACUGAGAGUGAUAUCGAGCUAGUUCGAAACAUGGUCAAGAACUAUAUCAAAGAUGCUCGCACGGUGAUCUUGGCUGUGCUCCCAAGCAACGUCGAUCUUGCUACCCAGGAGAUCCUCAAGCUGGCCAAAGAUUAUGAUGGAAAUGGAGAGCGCACGCUUGGUGUGCUAACCAAACCCGACCUGGUGAUCGAGCAAAGCGUCAAGGCAGCUUUGUGCUCACUGGUCCUGGGACACAAGAGACCGCUGACACUUGGCUAUUACUUGGUCAGAAACCAGGGCUCAGAUCAAGACACUUCUUUCAGUGGUGAGGAAGGAGAAAGAAUGUUUGACAGCCAGCCUUGGAAUACCUUGCCGAGAGACCGUAUUGGCAUCCAGGCCCUAAGAGAACGCCUGGGAGAACUCCUGAGCGAAGUUACGGAGCGCGAAUUCCCUGAACUUCGCAAGGAUAUCAAAAACCAGAUUGAUAGAUGCCAGCAAGAUCUGGAACUCCUGGGCCCUGCACGCCAAACUGAACAGGAACAGCGAGCGUUCUUGAGUGGUAUAGCUCGCCAGUUUCAGAGCCUCGCACAAGCUGCACGUGAUGCCCAUUAUACAGAAAAUGAAGCAUUUGUAGAGAGUGACCUCCGGCUUAUCACUCACAUUGUCAAUUUUUCUGAUAAAUUCAGCUCAACUUUCCAGGCCAAAGCACAUCUUUUGCCAUUCGACUGCCCUACCUCAGAUGCAGUUGACAAGAGACAACCAUACAACGACAUGAACAACAAUCCGCACGGGAAGGGCCGCCAUAAAAACUGCCCAAGGGGGAAACCCGACAUGCAUGCCCAGAUGGCAGCCGGGGAUCGCUUUUCCCUGGCUCAGCAUGUAAACGAAAGCCGUGAAGGCCUUGACCCUAACAACUUCCCUGAGUUAGAGCAGAUUGUCAGCCGCGUGGAGGGCACCCAGGAUCCCAAAGGGGAUAUCAAAGCCUGGAUUGAAAAGUUACAUGCUGAGUCUCGAGGUCUUGAUCUCGGGACCUUUGGAAACAACAUUCUCUGCAAUGCUUUCAAGGAGCAGACCGGCAAAUGGGAAGCCAUGACCCGCGGACACGUGAGUAAUGUCAUCAUGGUAGUUCACCGUUUUUUGAGUACGGCAUUGGGAAAGAUUUGCGGGAGCAAACAGCUCUAUCACAAGAUUUGGUCCAGCAUUCUCGAUGACCUUCUACAAAGAUACAAGAAUGCCAUGUCCCAGGCGAUGUUCCUUCUGUCCGUUGAGAGAAACCGCCGACCAUAUACGCUAAACAAUAAUUUCAGCCAUACCCUCCAGAAACUGCGCAGUGCCCGUGUUGCUCAGGCAUUAGAGGACAAUGCCAGAAAUAUGAAUGAUACUUGGUCAAACGCAGAAAUAAAGGUGGUCGAUCUGGAUGCUGUCAAGAAGUCUGCGAGCGACCAGGGGAAUGUGGAACAUAUCACAGGGGAAAUCCAUGACAUCCUGUGGUCCUACUAUCAAGUCGCACGCGAAAGAUUUGUGGACAAUGUUCACAUGCAGGCAAUCGAGCAUUGUCUCCUGACUGGCCCUGAGAGCCCCCUCGAAGUGUUUAGUCAGGAAUGGGUACUCAAUCUAGAGGCGGAUGAGCUGGGAGCAAUCGCGGGCGAAUCGCAAGCGAUUAAAGCCCGGCGUACCAACCUGAAGCAAAAGAUGGAGGAUUUGAAGGCUGCUCUACAAACCUUGAAGUUCUGA